Chelonoidis abingdonii (Abingdon island giant tortoise) is the source of this 2905-nucleotide messenger RNA. It is a transcript of the gene FGF4, whose product is annotated as fibroblast growth factor 4. The record is from RefSeq and is a predicted model, not a curated record. NCBI's taxonomy places the organism in Eukaryota, Metazoa, Chordata, Testudines, Testudinidae. Gene Ontology annotation, molecular function: growth factor activity.
AUGUUGAUCAGGAUGACUCUCCCCUCGGCCUUCUUGCCAAUCUUGCUCCUGGGACUGCUUUCGCCUUGGGUGGUGCGCUGCGUUCCUUUCUCUGCCCAGCAUAACGACACCCUGGAGUGGCGCUGGGAGACUCUCUUCUCUCGCUCCAUGGCCCGGCUCCCGGGGGAGAGGAAAGAGAUCAGCCGGGACGGUGACUAUCUGCUGGGCAUCAAGAGGCUGCGACGUCUCUACUGUAACGUAGGCAUCGGGUUUCACAUCCAAGUCUUGCCAGACGGCAGAAUCAACGGGAUUCACAACGAAAAUAGAUACAGUCUGCUUGAAAUUUCUCCAGUGGAAAGAGGAGUGGUGAGCCUAUUUGGUGUUAAAAGUGGACUCUUCGUAGCCAUGAAUAGCAAAGGCAAGCUCUAUGGAUCUACCCAUUUCAACGAUGAGUGUAAAUUCAAAGAGAUUCUCCUGCCGAACAACUACAAUGCUUACGAGUCCAGGAUUUACCCUGGCAUGUACAUAGCUCUGAGCAAAAACGGAAGAACAAAGAAAGGCAACAAAGUGUCUCCCACAAUGACAGUGACACAUUUUCUUCCUAGAAUCUGAGACAUCUUCCUUCAGACCUACCUCAGCACAGGGGAAGAGACAAGCCACGCUUGGGGAAAACAUGGUGCACUUUUAUUGGAGAGUUUUAUGCAAGACUAGGUGUAAGAUAUUUAAAUUAAUUAUUUAAGUCUGUAUAUAUUGCCACAAAAUUAUUUAUAGUUCUGAUUUUUUUUUAUGUCUAAAACCAAACAGACAAACAAACAAAAAACCCAACCCAAGCUAUUGCAUUUGAUGGUGCAACUGUAGAAGACUUCUGCUUUGUGGUUUAUUUAACUUUUUUAAAUUUAUCACAGGUGUGCUGCUAUUAUGUGUUUUAAAACAAGUGAAAUUUGAUUCCUAUAUUACAAUGUUUUGCACUGUUUGUGUGUUGUACAGUGUUUGUUGGUGUACACAUAUUUGUUUGGUUUUUUUUAACCCACCACCACCAGAUAAGGUCUUAGUCUUUGAAAAUGAGCUGCGCAAACCUUUCUCAGUUCUGAUGGUAGCUUGUAGGAGCAUACAAUGUCUGACCUCCUUUGUGCAGUGUUGCUAUUUAAUUGAAAUGGUAUCAGUUUACUUCUGGUACAGAAAGUGCAGUGUUGAAGUACUACCCCACAAAUCUGUUUUUAGAUCUGCCAGUGCUGAACUUUGAACUUUCCUGCAGUCAAUCUUUGCAGAGCUACUAGGCAGCAGAGACGCUUAAACAACUAUAUAAACUCAAUUUUUUUCUUUUCUGUUCAGAUAAAUAGGAACACAAUUUCUUUUGUGACCCUUAAAGAAAGCUAAUAUUACAUAUGAUUGCUUUGCACAUGAGGUCUAAACAGUGUGUGUUGACCCCUCCCCUAACAAACACUGUGAAAUAUGCUACUAUGAACUCAUUGUGUUUAUUUAUUCAAAUCAAAAUUCCUUUUUCAAAUUUGGAGACUACACUUAUUUUCCAAAGCCUAUGAAACUCUAUUGUUCCCAUAUUUUAAAAUAUAUAAUCAAAACACAUUUUCUGAUUCUUGAAAAACCCAAGCUCUAUAGAUAGAAGUCAGACUGGUUUUAAGUGAGUAAAGCUGGUCUAUAUUAUUUUUAAAAUGCAGUGUUUGGAAGGAGAAAUAUGCUGCUCUUUCUAUGUCUCAUUCCCUGACAAAGUUAAUUAAUUUCUACCUCACUAAUUCUUGAAGCCAGUCUCCUAACAAAAUCUGCAUCGAAGGUGCAAACUUUUCUCUUCAGUAUUAUAAUUCCAGGAAGGGGGGUGGAUCUUUGCAAUCCCAAAUCUCUAUUUUUCCAUAUGUAGCCAGAAGUAUUUAAGAUAGAGUCAGUUGCAUCCUAUUUGAGCCUUGUCACGUUUGAGCUAUCUUUACCCACUGAUUUACUUUUAGUAAGGAUAAUCAUGGUGAAAAUAUUUGCAGACAGCUGUCAGGCUGCAGCACUAUAUGGUCAUCAAGUAACCCUAUAUUUUUCUUUCUAUAUUUUGCAAAUGUAACCCAUGUCUCUAAAGUAAUGAAGGAAAAGGCAGGUUUGAUCAUGAAAAAGUGGAGAAAGGAGACCCUGAAAUGAUGGUAAACUUUUAAUUUUUUUAUAAAUGUAGACUUCAUGGUCUUAAGUUGAACCCAGGCCUGAUCACAAUGUUUAAUGAAUAACUUUAGUACUCUUACAGGAUGUUUACAGAUAGAUAAUCUUCCAAAUUCAUCUAAUGAUUUUUGGACAUGUACAAGUCCCAAGGCUGCAGAAAAUUUGAGUUCAGCAUUUUUUUCUUUCUACAUUCCUAUAUGAAAAGUUUUUGUUCUACUAGAGUCACAUAUACUUGCAUAUAUACUGUACUUACAAAUGACCUUGAAAAGUAAAGCUACUCGCCAAAGUUCAGUGAGAUCAGAGUGUAGCAGGACCAGAUCUUAAACCAUCUACUGCUGCUGUUCAAAAAUAAAACCAAAUUAAAAACAAAAAAUAAAGCCAAACCUAAGGAAGCACCUAGGAAACAUGGUGCCUAAGGAUUUCUCUGCAAUUUGGGGGAUUUCUGUACUUUCUCUGUUUUCUAUAUGUGAGUAAUCAUCAGUGUAACUUUCGCCACUACCUCUGAAACCUCACAAUUCUUCCACAUUUCAGAAAGCAAAAUUUGUCAGAAGAAUGGUUCUUGUGUCACCUUUCACUCCAUUGAAAUCCAUAACUGACAGCCUCACUCUAGAUAUAUUCAGAGGUAAUUGUUGUAACUUCCGAAUAUUGUUGUAAAAUCUUUAUAUCGAUGUUACAUGGUAUGAGCUUUCAUCAUUUACCAGAAUCUGUCUGUAGUUUUAUACAGGUGCUGUUCAAUAUUGUGGUGUAUGUGCUGUGCACAUUUAAAUGCAUAAUA